Molecule: messenger RNA, 1695 nt
Organism: Debaryomyces hansenii CBS767
Lineage: Eukaryota; Fungi; Ascomycota; Pichiomycetes; Serinales; Debaryomycetaceae
Product: serine/threonine protein kinase
Exons: 1
Coding region: 1-1695 (564 amino acids)
Biological process (GO): protein phosphorylation; intracellular signal transduction
Cellular component (GO): cell cortex
Molecular function (GO): protein serine/threonine kinase activity; ATP binding
Source: RefSeq, a predicted model, not a curated record
AUGGCUCUUUCCAAUCCUUUCCACAAAUCUGGUAGAAGUCAGGCAGUAUCACCGUCAAAUCCAUCGGAAACAAAUCAGAGACAAGAAACCCAUCCAGCACCUGUGAAUUUUUAUAAAAACCCAAAUGGCAUUAUGAACUCAACCUCACCGCUCAAAGUGAAUGUUAAUAUGAUGAACCAUAGCGACGAAGAAUUAGACAAGCGAGGCGUGUCAUUGGGAGAGCCGUUUAACUUGGUACCAUCCCCAAGCAUAUCGAGCUCGAAGAUUAAUUUUGACAAAAUCACACAAUUACCAACUCCUAUAAUUAAUAAUAACAGUGGGUCUUUUGCUAAUUUCAGUCCCCCCAAAGACCAAUAUCUUGAUAUCCAGAAGUCGCGUAAUGUGAAAACCUUAGAUACUGGUAGAGUGGUGUCUGAAUACAGGCCGAUGCUAACGGGCCAUCAAAAUUUGGAUACACAUACUCCCAGCAAAAGGUUUGUUUCCAACCCACUCAAUGAUUCUUCUGCUUCUACUGGGUCUAUUCCAGUGUCUAAUAUUCCAAGCCCACCCGAUGAAGAUCAGUCGAGGUUCUCCAAUCACCAUUUUUACUCCAUUAACCGUGAUAGAGUGUAUAAUUUUGAGGAAGAGAUAGGAUCUGGUAAUUUUAGUACCGUUGUAUUAGGAACCAACGUAGAAGAUGCUGAAGACAAGGUUGCAAUUAAAAUAAUUUCCAUUCCACUUGAAAAUAUGGAUGAAAUUUAUAAUUUUAAAUUCUUUAUAAAGAGAGAAUUAAACAUAUUGCAUAAUAUUAACCAUCCUUGCAUAAUUCGCUUGCUUGACUAUAAUUUGAACUUAAGUAUAGCGAAAUCUGAAAUUGAAAACCCACAUGCUAUUGAGAGCGAAAACGCGUCUGAAGAAGACCUUUCUUUGCAAAGAGAUAUUAAUAAUCUCAAGUCAAAUAAUGAUCAAUUAGUAUUUUUGAAGUAUUGCCCUGGUGGUAACUUGUUUCAAUUCCUGUUCGAAAACUAUAAGCCGUAUCAUGCUGAUCUAUCUUACUGGUUGAUUAUUCAAAGAAUUGUGAGUGAGAUGAUUGUCGCCAUUUCGUAUUUGCAUUUUAAUGAUAUCAUUCAUCGUGAUAUUAAAUUAGAGAAUAUUUUGCUUAACUAUAAGCUUGACGAGCUUCUGAGUAUUAGUCAAUUAGGCAAUUCAUUCGAAGACCCUGUAAUUAAUGUGACUGAUUUUGGUCUCUCGAAGAAAUUGAAGUCGUCAGACGAAUUAUUGACUACCAGAUGCGGUUCUCAAGAUUAUAUUUCGCCAGAAUUGUUAAUGGGGUUGAAAUAUGAUGGUAAGCUUACCGAUUCCUGGUCUGUUGGCGUUCUAAUUUAUGCACUUCUUGAGAAUAGAUUGCCAUUUGAUAUCCCACCUUUUACUACGUCAAGCCCUACCGGGGUAUCUCCAUCUGUCAUUAAAAGAAAAAGAGCAAAAAAUAAUGUAGCUCACAGAAUUGCUAUGAUUGAUUGGGAUUGGUUUAAGGUCACAAAUAUGUUGAACGAUUCCCUGAUAGACAAUUCUACUAAGCAAAUUUUGCUCAAUCUUAAGCAUACAGUCGAUCGUCUUUUGGUUCGAAAAGACAAAAGAACAAAGAUUCAAGAUUUACUAACCCAUCAGGAUUUUGAUUGGAUUUCUAAGUCCGUUCCUGACAGCUUUAAAUUUUAA